AUACAUUUAAAAAGAAAAAAAAAAAAAAAGGAGAGAAAACAAAUCUCUGAUAAAUAAUUUAUUUUGCAAGCGUCGUCGUAACCUCUCAAUGAAAAAUCUCGUCCAGACUCUUUGGAGCAAUCUGAGGAGUGGCUACUGAUUCCGCCGCACAAGUCUGGAGGAAGGGAUUUGGUAUUUGUUAUUAUUUGUAAAGGUUAUUGCUUUCUCUCUACUCUCUAGUGUGUGUUUUGGUUUGGAUGGAGAACCAAGAAGAGAUGUACCCUGCUGUAACUUCUGAGUUUGACCCUGAGGAGAUCGUUACGGUGGAAGGAGGAGCUGAAGGGAGUGGUGUGGUUUUUGCAAGAGAGUCACCACCUCUUAUAGCUACAACUCAACCGAGCAAUUGCUGUGCUUGUUGUAGUGCAAUGAAACUGCAAUGCAGCGGUAAUAAUAAUGCUCAUCUUAACAGACAGGAUAGAAUUGAAUUGGGUAGACUUUUCCAAGGUUCUGUUAGCUCACAGGAUUGGCAACUUUCCGAGAGGUUCAUUCGUCUUGCUGAUCCUCAGACUUUGAAUGAUUUCUUGUGCAUUAGUCUAGAUUCUAUUUGGUUCUUGAGUACAGAGCACGAGUUAAAGGGGAUCACGGGAUUGAUUUCGAAGAUCAUAUGUCAUGGUGCUCAUGACUAUACUAGAGCUACGCUUAGGACUUCGUUUCUUGCUUCUUGUGUUUCAUCUUGCCACAGCCGGACUGCGAGUCUUGCUGAUACUGUAACUCUUAUGGCUCAAAGGUUGCACGAGCGUCUCCAAGAGUGUAACGGUGAUGAGGUCCUCAAAGCAGAAGCUGGUGCCAAAGUUCAAAAGUUCACUGAAUGGGCCCUCAAAUGUAUAGGUUUUCACUCCCGAUGCCAGGGACCUAGAGAUAAAGCUAACCAAGACUCAGCUGCUGAGAUCCAACUCCAGCUUUCUGCUUUCAAGAUGUUCUUAGAUCUUGCUGGAAACCAUCUAUCAGGAAAGGAUUUCACAGAAGCCUUUGAUGCAGCUUGCUUCCCGCUUACUCUGUUCUCUACCUCGUUUAAUCCUGGCUGGUCUUCUGGAAUCUCAGCUACUGUCAUUCAUGGAUUGCUUGGUAUGCUGGUGGAAGGAGGCGCAGAUAACGUAAAUCAGUGCUUUCUUGAAGCUUCUCGUUUUGGGAGCACAGAACUUGUGCGCAUCUUGUUGCAGAUUGCUCAAAGGAAUAGCUUAGACGUGGAUGUUGACUUAGCCCUGGGUUUUGCUUCGCAUUAUAGUAAAAUCGAAACUAUGAAUUGCCUUGUGGAAGAAGGUCAUGCGAUUGCUUUCCUGGGUCCCUUGAUGAGAGCAGCGGAGAGAGGUUGCAUGCAAGUUGUUCAAUGGUUUGUGAAAAGAGGCUGUCGUGAGAUGGAGCUAUGCUUAGCUCUCACAGCCGCCACUUCAAGCAGCCAGGUCGAGGUUGCUGCUUAUCUCCUUCCUCAUGUACCAAGACCCGUCCUCACUGCUCUCAGCGUUGAAAUCCUCAAAGCAGCCGGUGAAAGAAGUGGUGGUUCCCUUUACGGAGUAGAGUUUCUCCUAAAAUCAGAUUUCCUCCGGGAUCCAGUAGCCACAUAUUCAGUUGCAGACACCAUUGCAAAGUCAGAAGACGAGUCUGUUCCUUCACAUCUUAAAUCGUUUCUCCAAGAACACUGGUCAGAGGCUGCAUUCAACCAAGGAUUGAGGGAAAGCCAGGGAAACUUCAUGAAUUUUAUGAGGGUUUUGAAACUUGGAGAGUCUGCAAUAAGUCUAAAGGAUCUCCCAGCACCAUUGAGAGUAGCAAUCGCCUACAUGCCGCUGUACAGAGAGUGUGUGGAGGCGGGUGGGCGGCUGCUCUCACAGAAGCUAAGAGGACAGCUUGUGGAAGCCGCAAAACAGCUUCAAGGGUUGGAUGUGGCCUCAGAAGAAGUAAAGAAAGGCUAUCGUCACCUCGUGGCAGUUUUGGAGCAUCACCUUCCUCUAUUUUUGGUCAAAGCUUCUCCACACUGAGCAGCAACGGAUCCAGCAUCUGAGCUAUUCGGGUUAACACAAGUCGUUUCUUACAAUAGUUGAAAAAAUAAGAAGUGAGAAACAACCGUACCCCUACGAAUUUGGAUUCUGAUCCAGGUUGUGAGAUGAUGAAUCAAAACUUCCUAUGUGGGAAUGUCUUUGUCAAGUCUCUCUAAAUCUGUCUUUUUUAUGCAUCCUAAACCAUGGGGAGAAUGAUAAUGAAAGCAAUGCAGAUUAUAUUACUUCAUCUGUAAUCAAAGUUACUACUUCUGUCUCA
Messenger RNA from Camelina sativa (false flax), 2289 nucleotides. RefSeq names its product ankyrin repeat protein SKIP35. The record is from RefSeq and is a predicted model, not a curated record. Lineage: Eukaryota; Viridiplantae; Streptophyta; Magnoliopsida; Brassicales; Brassicaceae.